AUGAUGUUCCUGCCCUCUCUUAACCUCUCCCUCCCCCAUCCACAGCCAAAGGGCUUUCGACGGUACUACAGCUCCCCACUGCUGAUAACGGAGCAGUUUGGCUGCAUCAAAGAAGUCAUGCCCAUUGGUAAGCGCGCUCUCUUUCCCUUUGCCUUGACAAUACUCUAGAGAUGUCACUACAAACCAAGGUGCAUGAACAGUGGAGUAAACUGAGGAUGAGAAGAUACUCAGCAAUUCUUGGCAAGACAAUGGAAGUUUCCUUAAAAAAAGUAUAUUUUGUUGUUGAAACCAUCACGUUUCAGCAAAUGCCUUCAUCAUUUACUGAAACAAGACAGAGGACUCUAUAUUCCUUUCAAAAUGACAACAUGAACAGUAGGCUACAUUGAUACACAACUAGACUAUCAUGGAGGGGUUCUUGUUGUGUGAUUGCUUUGACUGAAAUUAGAUUUUCUCUAUGUCUCCUCCCAGCUUGUGGCAGUAAAGUGGACCCGGUGUAUGAAGCUCUCCGGUUCGGGACAUCUCUGGCACAGAAGAACAAGAGGGCCAGUGGCUCUGAGUCCCCCCAUAGAAACUCU
Molecule: messenger RNA, 575 nt
Organism: Coregonus sp. 'balchen'
Lineage: Eukaryota; Metazoa; Chordata; Actinopteri; Salmoniformes; Salmonidae
Source: the annotation of a GenBank genome assembly